Molecule: messenger RNA, 1675 nt
Organism: Stylophora pistillata
Lineage: Eukaryota; Metazoa; Cnidaria; Anthozoa; Scleractinia; Pocilloporidae
Product: nudC domain-containing protein 3
Biological process (GO): protein folding
Cellular component (GO): cytoplasm
Source: RefSeq, a predicted model, not a curated record
CCAGUUUCCCAAACACUCGACAGAGCUCUUGUUAACGAAGAUAAGGUUACGAACGGGGAAGAAGUUAGUGAAGUAUGGAUUCUUCUAAGUUUGACGAUCUUUUGAUGGGAAUCCUCCAGCACUGUGAACAAGUUGAACCCUUUUUAGAUGCAAUCUUCAGCUUUUUAGCCCGCAGGACCGACUUCUUUCUGUUGAUGCACAAUCGAGAUGACAAAAUGGGAUUCGCUCCAGGUGUAGCAGAAAAGAUGGUUUUAAAGAUCUUCAAGACUUAUCAACAAAUUGUCACUGGAAAUCAAACAAGAACUAAAAAACAAGCACAUGGAAAGAUUUCAGAAAAAGGGAAGCAAAAAUGUGUAGAUGUUGAGAGGGCAACUGAUAAAACCACAGCUGCCAGUGAAAAGACGAUUCCAUCUGUUCCCAUGGCCUCAUCUGAUGCAGAUAUACCUCCAGCAAUCACUUCAAGUGAAGUAGAAACAUCACCCACAAGUGACAAGGGCCAUGCCCAACUUCCUGCAAGUACAACUGAAAAGACACCAAGUGCUGCUUCAACAUCCAGUCCCAAGUUUACAAGCCCCUCUCAAGGAAGUGGAGAUGUAACAAGCAAUGAGAGCAAGGGUCUGGUUCCUGGCAAAACUGCUGAUUGUUACAAUGGAGCAGUUCUUGAGAAGUAUUCAUGGUCACAAACUAUAACUGAUAUUGAAAUAAAAAUCCCAGUGCCAUCCUCAGUAACAAAAGGUCGUGAUGUUGGUGUAGAAAUAAAGAGUUCCCACUUGAAAGUUUGGUUAAAGAAUGGAAUCCCACCUGAUUCAGACAGCAGUAUUCUUGUUGAUGGGAAACUUCAGUGGUCGAUAAAAUGCGAAGAUUCCAUGUGGUUGUUGGAGGCUGGAAAACAGAUCAUUGUUAACCUGGACAAAGUAGAGGAGAGAUUUUGGACAACUGUUUUGGAAGGAGAUACUGAAAUUGACAAGACCAAGGUUGACACAACUCGAGACAUAAGUGAAUUUGAUGAACAAACUCAGAGUGAUUUUCAGCAUGUCAUGUAUGACCAUCAUCAGAAACUGCAAGGGAAGCCAACUAGUCAGGAAAUGAAAACCCACGAUCUACUCAAGAAAGCUUGGAAUGCUAAAGGAUCGCCGUUUGCAGGAACUGACUUUGAUCCAUCGAAAGUGAACAUAUCGCCAAGUUAUGGGUGAAUAAAACUCUUGUAAUACACCGAAAGGAGACAGAGAACAUGCUCUAAAAGGCACCUUAAGUGUUUCGAAUUUGCGAGAUUUAACACAAGCUGCGACCAUCGUAAUCAGUGUGCAUGAUGAAAAAAAUUGAGGCGAAAGAGUAACCCGUGUUCUGCGGUAUUGUAGCAAUCUGUGAUAUUUCUAUCAUUGUGUCCCAGAGAGUUCAACUGAAUGCUACAUUCUAAUCAAGCAAAAUAGGGCGAAAGCCGUAACCUGUGAGCCAUGGAGUAAAAAAUAAAUGUACAUUAACUAAUCCUAAAAAGCUUUUACAUUGUGUAAUACGGUCCUCCUUCUAAGAGGAACUCAAACUGCCUUAUUAUUAUUAUCAUUAUUUAUUUUUUAUUUUUUUAACCUGAAGUUGACUGUGAACAUUGCAUGUUUUACGAAAAGCAACAGCCUAACUGCAAUUAAUGAGUUCUCAAACAUCGACUGCAGAAGUGAAU